Microthlaspi erraticum is the source of this 1005-nucleotide messenger RNA. The record is from the annotation of a GenBank genome assembly. Lineage: Eukaryota; Viridiplantae; Streptophyta; Magnoliopsida; Brassicales; Brassicaceae.
AUGGCUGCGAUCACUGAGAGACCCACUAAUGUCGUGGAAGAUGUUCAUGAGAUUAGUAUCGAUAUCGACGGCGAUAAGAUCACCGGCGACGGAACUGAGAAGGGGUCGAUCACGGGUUCUAAAACCGAAACCGAAUCCGAGCUCAAACCGGAAUCCGAGUUUGAUAUGAAGAAGCUUGUGGCCAUGUUCAAAAAGCUGAAUCCUUUGGCUAAGGAGUUUUUCCCUUCUUACCACAACCCGAAGAAGAGCAAUCAGAUUGGGAAAGGUAAUCAGUUUCUGUCGGCUGAUGAUUUUCCGACCACGAAGAAGCAGUUCGGUGAAGAAUUUGAUCUUGAUGGCAAGAAAGAUGACAAUACCCGGAAGAGAAGAAACAACUAUAGCCAAGGGAGGAGGAGGUUAACUGGUAGAAUUUCCAAGGCUCAAAGAGAGGAUAGCAUUAGAAGAACAGUUUAUGUUUCUGACAUUGACCAGAGUGUGACUGAGGAGGGUCUUGCUGGCUUGUUUAGUAACUGUGGACAAGUUUUUGAUUGUAGAAUUUGUGGGGAUCCACAUUCAGUGCUUCGUUUUGCGUUCGUUGAGUUUGCCGAUGACCAGGGGGCACGUGAAGCUUUAAGCCUUGGUGGGACAAUGCUCGGUUACUACCCGGUGAGGGUCUUACCCUCAAAAACUGCUAUUCUUCCAGUGAAUCCAACGUUUCUUCCCAGGUCAGAAGAUGAAAGGGAGAUGUGUACAAGGACAAUCUAUUGCACAAAUAUCGACAAGAAGGUUUCUCAAGCUGAUGUGAGAAACUUCUUUGAGUCGGCAUGUGGUGAGGUAACUCGCCUGAGGCUUCUUGGCGACCAAUUGCAUUCCACUCGCAUAGCUUUUGUUGAAUUUGCUCUGGCGGAUAGUGCACUUAGGGCAUUAAAUUGCAGCGGGAUGGUCGUUGGAUCCCAACCGAUAAGGGUAAGCCCGUCAAAGACACCAGUGAGGCCAAGAAUCACUCGACCACCAUCGUCAAACUAA